This is a messenger RNA of Rosa chinensis, 1155 nucleotides long. RefSeq names its product vestitone reductase. The record is from RefSeq and is a predicted model, not a curated record. The transcript is spliced from 4 exons. Gene Ontology annotation, molecular function: oxidoreductase activity, acting on the CH-OH group of donors, NAD or NADP as acceptor. NCBI's taxonomy places the organism in Eukaryota, Viridiplantae, Streptophyta, Magnoliopsida, Rosales, Rosaceae. Bases 12 to 992 code for a protein of 326 amino acids.
AGCGAGAAAAAAUGGAUGAAGAAAAGGGUCUAGUUUGUGUAACAGGUGGAGCUGGAUUCAUCGGCUCAUGGCUGGUUAUGAAGCUUCUGCAACAUGGUUACACUGUUCGAACUACUGUUAGACCUGACCCAGAAUGCAAGAGAGACAUCAGCUACCUCACAAGCCUACCAGGAGCAUCAGAGAAGCUUCACAUCUUUAGUGCAGAUCUCGACCAACCUGAAAGUUUCAAUGCAGCAAUUGAAGGAUGCAUUGGAGUCUUCCAUGUUGCUCAUCCUAAUCCUCUGAAAGAACAAGAUGAAGAAAUUGUAACAAAAAAAUCAGUAGAAGGCACCCUAGGCAUAUUGAGAGCCUGCCUGAAUUCCAAGACCGUGAAGAGGGUUGUAUACACUUCUAGUGCAUCAACUAUUUCUCAUAGUGGAACCAACAAAGACAUGGUGGAUGAGAGUACAUGGACUGACGUUGAAUUUCAUAGGUCUCUGAAAGUAUAUGGGACUUCGUAUGUGGCUGCGAAAACCAAGACAGAGCAAGCAGCUCUGGAAUUUGGGGAAAAUAAUGGCCUGGAAAUAGUCACUUUGAUCCCUCCAUUAGUGAUUGGUGGAUUUCUCUGCAAAACACUCCCUAGCUCAAUAAGUCUGUUCCUAUGCAUGAUUCUAGGAAAUGAGCAUAACUAUGAAUAUCUCAAAAACAAAAGUAUGGUACACGUAGAUGAUUUGGUAAGUGCACAUAUCUUUCUUUUCGAAAACCCUAAUGCAAAAGGGAGGUACAUUUGUUCAUUAGCUCAGGUAUCCUUAGAGGACAUGUCUCGAUUUCUCACUGCAAAAUACCCUGAAUAUCAAAUACCGACAGCUGAUUCCUUGAAGGGCAUUGAAGGUCACAAAACGUGUGGGUACUCAUCGGAGAAGCUCCUGAAGUCUGGAUUCAAAUUUAAGCAUGGGCUCGAAGACAUGUUUGAGGGUGCAGUUCAAUCUUGCAGAGAAAAGGGAUUUCUAUAAAUAAUUUUCGCUAGUUUGUUUCUUAUUUGUUUUUUAUUACUCACUAGAGAGGUAUUGGCUUAGUCUCCCGCCCCCUCCUCUGCUCUUUUAUUUUUCUUUAAAUAAAUUUUUGAGCAACAAGGAGAUUUAUUGCCUCUCUUAUUCCUCUAUUCAGACGACCAAA